Molecule: messenger RNA, 411 nt
Organism: Humulus lupulus (European hop)
Lineage: Eukaryota; Viridiplantae; Streptophyta; Magnoliopsida; Rosales; Cannabaceae
Product: small ribosomal subunit protein uS15-like
Exons: 4
Coding region: 1-396 (131 amino acids)
Biological process (GO): translation
Cellular component (GO): ribosome; cytosolic small ribosomal subunit; nucleolus
Molecular function (GO): structural constituent of ribosome; small ribosomal subunit rRNA binding
Source: RefSeq, a predicted model, not a curated record
AUGGACCAGCCUUACGUCAAUCCCUUGCUUCGGUCUCCUCCAUCCCUGCUUCAAAUCUCAGCUUCAAAUGUUGAGGAGAACAUUUGCAAGUUUGCAAAGAAGGGUCUUACUCCAUCUCGGAUAGCUGUGAUUCUUUGUGACUCUCAUGGUAUUGUUCAAGUUAAGAGUGUUACUGGAAGCAAGAUCUUGCAUGUUCUCAUGGCCCACAGUCUUGCCCCUGAAAUUCCUGAAGAUCUGUACCAUCUUAUUAAGAAGGCAGUCUCUAUUAGGAAGCAUCUCGAGAGGAACAGGAAGGACAAGGAUUCCAAGUUUCGAUUGAUUUUGGUUGAGAGCAGGAUUCACAGACUUGCAUGUUACUACAAGAAGACCAAGAAGCUUCCCCCCGUUUGGAAGUAGUAUGUACUUUUGUUU